This is a messenger RNA of Drosophila grimshawi, 1644 nucleotides long. RefSeq lists its product as uncharacterized. Bases 124 to 426 code for a protein of 100 amino acids. The transcript has a single exon. Lineage: Eukaryota; Metazoa; Arthropoda; Insecta; Diptera; Drosophilidae. The record is from RefSeq and is a predicted model, not a curated record.
UUUCUUACUCUACAGUUCCCACAUCUCUAUAGUACUUCUACGUAAUUUCAUUUCAACAAAAAAUUUGUGGUGAUAUUUCGGUAUAAAGAUACAUUCAAUUCGGAAAAUAAAUUCAAAAACACAAUGCGUCCAGUGCAAAGUUUACUAAUGAAAGUGUCACGAAUGGGCAUCCUGCGGGUGACCAGUCAACCGGUCGUGCCGAUGAUUAAGGACCAGCAGUGUCGCUAUAUUCAAAGGGUGGAUCAGUACAGCAGAAAGACGACAAUGCUGCAGUCCAUGCGUGAGUUCUUUAUGCAUCCGCUGACCUGGGAUCGUAACAACGGUUAUCUAAAUGUGCUGCUGGCCCUGGCAAUAUUCAGCUUCUGUUUCAUCAACUCGUGCACACCGUGCCCCGAGGAUGUGGUGCCGCCGACCAAAACCAAAUAGGAAAGAAGGCGUGGCACUCACCUGGAUUGCAGGAGCAGACUAGACCCAAGUUUGUCGAGUGGCAUUUGGCAUUCAUGUCGCACAUUGUUGGAUUAUUAAGGCAGUUCUGAUCCUCGACGCACACAUAACCAUCGCCACGAUAACCAGCAAUGCAUUGGCACAUAUAAUUCGCAGGAUCUCUGGAUGAGCAAGGGGAGGAGAAGGAAAUACAGGUGUGCAAUACUCAACAAAAUGGCAUACUUACUCUGUGGGCUCACAGGUGGCGUGUAUGCCGCAAUUGUUGCGCAAAUUACAGGGUAUGGGAAUGCUGGUGCAACCGGUUUGAGCAUCACCCUGAUAACCAUCGAUGCAAUCGCAGUACUGUACUCCCAGACCCACAUCCAGCUUGCAGAGGGCAUUCGAUCCACAGAAAACGGAGCCACAUUGACCAGCUGGAACACAAAUGUCGCUGACAUCCCGCUGGUAGCCCUCGUUGCACAGACAGACGCCUCCAUCGCAAUAGGCACUCUCCCCACAAUGCUUGUCCUGCUCGCAUUCGGGUGCCAGCUGGCAGUGAUGGCCAUUUCCUGUGUAGCCCCUCUCGCAGACGCACUCCGAGCUGCCCAGCUGCUCGUUGUAGCUGCAGGUGGCAUGGGGAUCACAGAUGCCUGGUCUCUGAAAUGGACAAAUGGCAAUGAUUAGUGGUUACUCGGGAUGUGUUGGUCUGGCAUUUGCCCUCACAAUGGCACAGGAGGCCUCCCCAAUGGGAUUACAGGUGUAGCCAUCGCCGCUGUAGUCCUGAUUGCAGAUGCAAGUGUGUCGCAGCUCGUGCUCGUUCCAGGCACAGAUGGCAUUGAUAUGACAGUUGGCAUCCACAUCGCAGGGUAUCAGCUCUUCACUCCUUUCCCCAUCGUAGCCGCCGCCGUGAUUCCGACAGAUGCGAUUGUCCUCGCUCAGCUCGUAGCCCCAGGGACAGGUGCAGUCUCCAAGGAUAUUGCAGCUGGACUCCACUUCCUGUUCGCCGAACAGGAUGGGCAGACAGCGUCCUUGCUCCCACACCAGAUCGCGACCACAGAUCCGCGUACAGUUGAUGCCAUCGCCAUUGAAACCCUCGCGGCACCUGCAACGUCCCUCAUAGCAGUCUGCAUCCGGUGAGCAAAGCUGCAAGCAAAACAUCAAAAGAUAAAUGAUAUAAUAAAUUAGAUGAUCUAUAUAUGAAUAAAUCAGUAUGCGAAUAAA